Molecule: messenger RNA, 1180 nt
Organism: Tripterygium wilfordii
Lineage: Eukaryota; Viridiplantae; Streptophyta; Magnoliopsida; Celastrales; Celastraceae
Exons: 7
Coding region: 1-708 (235 amino acids)
Source: RefSeq, a predicted model, not a curated record
AUGCAAUUGCUCUAUCGCCGAGCCGACAACGAAAGCAACUAUGUAAUUCUCUCGAUCAAGCAGGAUCUCCGCGUAGAUCGCCGGAUUCUUUAUCGUGCGUAUGACUCUUCUGCGUUUUCUUAUAUUCUUUUUAGAUUGUUCUCUCUCCGCGUCCGCUGCGAGAGGCCAUGCGCGAAAGAAUGGCUCCGCAAUUAUUUGGUUCAAGUAGGAUCUUCGAGUCUGAGUCGACGAUCAUCGGGCCCUUGUAGCCGAACCAGAGUAUGGGGCCGUGGUUCCUCCCUAUGUCUUCGAUCACGGAUUCUUUUUCCCUUCGACAACUUUAUGCCUCCAUUAAUUGCAAAGUGGCAGCAACUCUCAAAUUCAGAGAAGAACCUCUUUCCAUAUUUGCAACUUUACAUCCACAGAACAGUUUUAGAAGCUGGACAUCUCUACAUUCAGAGCAGUUGUCCCCACCUCAUCCCCAAAUGUCUACAAGGCACUGGUUCUAAAUAUCAACCAGACCUAACAAUUGGCAAAGGUUUAACAAAGUCUGGCAUUGCCACAUGGAAUGCACCUGUGUCCUGUAAAAGAGAGAGUGUUAUGUUUUCAGUAUCUUGGAAAAAUGGAAAAAAAAGAAGAAGAAGAAACGUUGAUUCUAUUUCUUCUGGGGCUCAGUAUGAUAAAGGCACUCUUGAUUUGCUCUCUGGACUAGCCGAGGCAUCAGGAUAGAGAGGUUGGUAGUUCCGUAAUUAUGAACAAGGUUGGUACUUGCCUAACUGAACAUUAUUUGAUCGUGGAAAAAAUAUGAGAUCAGGCAUAUUAGCUGUCAAAAUUUGUCUGAGUUUAUAAAGCUAAAGCAUGAUAUGUGAGACCAUACCACUUGUUUACUUAAACCUUAAAGUAAUGUCAUAGAUUAACAAGGAACUUUUGGCACGGUGUUAGUUUACUCCUUAAGCUGAACUUGAUGCAGUGACAUGAUAGCUUGGAGUAAGGAACUCCCCUAAAGCCAAUCUCAUUCAUGCCCUCGGCUUUCUGUAAGUAAAAGGGUAAACCCUCUUGCACCAGUGAUAUAAAAAAAAUCUGUUUGAAGACUUUGGUUGUUUAAGGCUAAUAUUUUAUGAUCUAGAAACCUAAUCGAAAGAGAAUUCAUCUUUUGUUUACAUAUUUUGAGAAGAUAUACCAAUUUAUACGCCCUUGGUCA